AAAUCGCGGCCUGGCUGAUCAGUAAGAUGGGAUGAGAGAAGAUUCUUUGCAAAAGAAUGAGGAGUUGUUUUGAUUUUAAAUUUGUGCGCAAAACUACUUCCAUCAUGUGGUAGAUCACCGCGGAAAACACAAAGUAUGUCUGCCGUUGACAAAGAUGGUUACCUUCUCAGACAACAAAGAAGUCACAAUUCUUCUUCCUACGGACAUUUUCGGACGAUUUUUAUUUCCAGUGGUCUUAGUUGUUUGAUGACAGUUUUGAUUAUUUCGUUCUUAUUACGAAACACCGCGUUUGUUAACAUCUAUAUCCCGAAUUCGGCUUCAUCUCAGACAAACAAACAUGAUCAGGAGCGACGAUCCUAUGCCAAGAAUGUGGAGCUAGUGAUGUUACCUUUCGCUGUCAAACAAGGUGCAGUCUGCCUAGACGGAUCACCCCCCGGAUAUUACUUCAGACAAGGACAUGGCGCAGGGGGUAAUAACUGGAUUAUUCACUUCUUCGGUGGAGCAUGGUGUUUUGACGAGGAAUCCUGUCUUCAACGCAGUAAAACGCGAUUGGGAUCAAGUAAUUUCUUUCCGCCCCAUCCUCCAACACUGCAAGGAAUCCUCUCCGACAACGACAAAAUUAACCCGGAUUUCUACGAUUGGAACUUAGUUCUGUUGUGUUAUUGUGACGGAGCUUCUUUUACUGGUUAUCGGUCAGAUCCAGUUAAUGUAAACGGACAGUAUAUCUAUAUGCGUGGCAAAAAAAUUCUGGAGGUGAUCAUUGAUCAGUUAUUGCAAAGCGAAUUUCGAAAUGCAAAGCGCUUACUCCUCAGUGGGACUUCCGCCGGAAGUUUAGCAGUGACGAUGAACGCCGACUUCGUUCGGAGUCGUAUUCCUAAAUCGAUAGAUGUUCGUGCACUGGUCGAUUCGGGUUACUUUGUCGAUGUAGCAGCACUGAGUGGUGAGGACAUGAUCAACAAGCAUUUUAAGGAGAUGUUUGAUGUGCACAACUCCGUUGGUGGCGUUGACGAAGAUUGUGCGAGAGGUUUUCGGCCGUCACUCCGUUGGAAAUGUUUAUUUCCCCAACAUGCUUUUAACUUCGUAAGCACGCCUCUUUUUGUGCUGCAAUCGGCAUAUGACGAGUGGCAACUGAUCCACAUUCGCGGAAUCAACUGCCAGGUUCCUGACUACAGCGAUAAUUUCACCACAAAACGAAGUCUUUUUCGUAGAUCUACCAAAGACACCAUUUCUCCGAGUAAGCCCAGCCCAGAUCGUAACUGGAACUACAAACACAUUCACGGCAUUUAUUGCAGGCCGCCAGAAUGCACGCGUAAUGAAAUGGCAGCAAUUAUGCAAUACAGGAAUGUGAGUCUGUUUGCAUUGCGCCCAGUGCUACGUUCACCCAAUUCAGGUUUAUUUUUAAGCUCGUGUUUAGAACAUUCGCAGAGCUUGUAUGAUGAUACUUGGACUGGAAUCUUUGUGAAUGGUUUUAGCGUUGCUGAGGCUGUUGGAAACUGGAUGUUCGAGCGGACGACAGAACAUCAACAUAUUGACUGUGCUUUUCCCUGUAAUCCAUCGUGCGCUAAUGUCUGGUGAAAUUUUAGGUUUAGGAUUCUAUAAAUUUUCUCAUUUCUCAAAAGGUGAGAAGAGAUAGAGCGAGCAUUGACUGAGUGUCGCAAAAAAAGACCAACGUUAUGUUAUCAAAGCGACCAAUCAAAAUAAAGAAAAAAAUUACAAGGAACCAAUGAGCACUCAAAGUAAAAACAAACAACUUUUAGAAGGGCGGGAAAACGCAAGUUGCUAAGUCGCGAUUGGUCUUAGUCUUGGAUGUGAUUGGUCGAAAGAAUGGUGCGAUCGUGCAGGUUUUCUUGACCAAUCGCAAAGCCAAAUCCAGGGAAACCAAUGCUAACUUUCGAUGCUCCCUUAAAAAUUACUCCAAAAAAAGUGAAAAAGAAGGAAAGUUCUUGCACAGUUUAUCAUAACAGUCAUUCAUGGGUGAAUGAGUAAGUUUACUUAAGAUAGAGGAUGACAUGAGACACAUUUCAAUGUAUAUGUACAGUACGCACAGAACAAGCACCCUGUAGUGCUAACUUUUAAAGCGGCUCAAACCAUCUCUGGUUUUUAAAUUAAAUUUUCC
This is a messenger RNA of Pocillopora verrucosa, 2116 nucleotides long. RefSeq lists its product as uncharacterized. Gene Ontology annotation, molecular function: hydrolase activity. Lineage: Eukaryota; Metazoa; Cnidaria; Anthozoa; Scleractinia; Pocilloporidae. The record is from RefSeq and is a predicted model, not a curated record.